Messenger RNA from Pelobates fuscus (common spadefoot toad), 2948 nucleotides. RefSeq names its product beta-mannosidase-like. The record is from RefSeq and is a predicted model, not a curated record. Gene Ontology annotation, biological process: carbohydrate metabolic process; glycoprotein catabolic process. Gene Ontology annotation, molecular function: beta-mannosidase activity. Bases 59 to 2908 code for a protein of 949 amino acids. The transcript is spliced from 17 exons. NCBI's taxonomy places the organism in Eukaryota, Metazoa, Chordata, Amphibia, Anura, Pelobatidae.
GUGAAUGUACACAUGAUUUGCUGUCUAUAAUCCUCAGACUGUCCCUGCAUGUCCAGUAAUGCAUGGUAAUUAUAUACACAGCUCCCAAGUCUCCUGUCAGAACGAGCUGGAGCGUUGUAGCUCCCAGCAUGGGAAACCAUGGAAGAGCACAAAGUCCAGGGAUCAGUUUGGAGCUCUCUGCAAAUCACAUGGCCAGCUGUGCUGUACCAUGCUUCCUGGUUCAAUGCCAACAGGUACCAGGGCAUCAGUGCUGAUCUAUAGGAAAUGGUGGCUUCUUAUGGGACUGGUCCAGCUCUGCUCCGGGACACUCACUGCACGUAAUGGCUCCUCACAAGUUAUCAGUCUGAAUGGGAAGUGGGAAAUACAGAACUCAAACAGCUCAGUCAAACUGCAAGGGGAUGUACCUGGCUGUGUGCACUCUGCACUGUACUCCUGGGGUAUCAUUAAGGAUCCUUACAUAAGGUUUAAUGAUAUUGCAUACAAAUGGAUUGCACAUGAUGAAUGGAUAUAUGGCAAGACAUUCACAAUUCCAUCUGAAAUAAGACUUCUUCAGCGAGUCUCCUUGGUUUGCGAAGGAAUCGAUACAGUAUCUUCCAUAAGUCUGAAUAGUAUUCUUAUUGGCAACACAAACAACAUGUUCUCUCGAUAUACAUUUGACAUCAGCAAACUGAUUGCAGAGAAAAACUAUAUAGAAAUAAAAUUUCGAUCUGCAGUAGGAUGGGCAAAAGAAAAAAGCACAAAUCACUCCUAUGAUAUCCCUCCAGAAUGCCCUCCUAAAGUACAAAAUGGAGAAUGCCAUGUCAACUUCAUCAGAAAGGCACAAUGUUCGUUCAGCUGGGACUGGGGACCUUCCUUUCCCACACAAGGCAUAUGGAAAGAUAUCAAGAUUGAGGCCUAUAAUGUUUUCCACUUGGACUAUAUCUCCUAUGUUCCAGUGUUUGAUAAGAACACCUCUCAGUGGAUGGUUGUUAUUGAGUCUGUCUUUGAUGUAAUCACUGCAAAUCCUCUACAGGGACGAGUUGAAAUGAAAAUAUCAGAGCUUAAAGUUGACCAGUCACGUGAGCUAACAAUUAACCCUGGGCAGAGGGCAAUCAAGGUGAUUGUCAAAAUUGAUAAGAAUACUCCUGUAGAGUUGUGGUGGCCAAAUCGGUAUGGAUCCCAGACUGGAUAUGAGAUGACUAUCAGAUUCCUGUUUGAAGAAGGAAACAUCAUUGAAAAUACAAUUAAGGUAUACUUUCGCACUGUAGAGCUUGUGGAGGAGCCAAUUGCUAGUUCUCCAGGCUUGUCAUUCUACCUACAGAUUAAUGGGAUUCCCAUUUUCCUCAAAGGCUCCAACUGGAUACCAGCAGACUCUUUCCAAGACAAAAUAUCAUCUAACAAGUUGCAGAUUCUACUUAAAUCUGUAGUGGAUGCUAACAUGAAUACACUUCGAGUUUGGGGUGGAGGUAUAUAUGAGAGUGAUGAAUUCUACCAGUUGUGUGAUGAGCUUGGAAUCAUGGUAUGGCAGGAUUUUAUGUUUGCCUGUGCUCUUUAUCCCACGGAUACCUGGUUCUUAGAUACUGUCCGUGAAGAAGUAACACACCAGAUGAGAAGACUUAAAUCCCAUCCUUCUAUUAUUGUCUGGAGUGCUAACAAUGAAAAUGAAGCUGCCAUUGCAAGUGAUUGGUUUUCAAUACCCAGCAAAAUGAGAGAAAUGUAUUUAAAAGACUAUCUGUCUCUUUACAUAAAAACCAUAAGAAUGAUUAUUCUUGAGAUGGAUAAUACCCGUCCAUUCAUUCCAUCAAGUCCAACUAAUGGGAAGGAAACAAUCCGUGAAGGCUGGCUUGCCAAAAACCCAUAUGACAUGCAUUAUGGUGACAUCCAUUACUAUAGCUAUUUGGAUGACUGUUGGAACUGGAAAACAUACCCCCGACCUCGCUUAGCUUCUGAAUAUGGCUUUCAGUCUUGGCCAUCCUUUAGUACCAUUUAUAAGGUGUCGGUUCCUGAAGAUUGGUCAUAUAAAAGUAAUUUUGCUUACCAUCGUCAGCACCACAGUUCAGGUAAUGAAGAGAUGAUGAGCCAAGCUGAGUUACACUAUAGAAUGCCCACAAAUAGUGAUCCUCUCAUACAAUUCCAGGAUACUCUCUACUUGACACAGGUGAUGCAGGCACAGUGUGUAAAACUGCAGACAGAAUUCUACCGGCGCAGUAUGACAGAAAUAGUGGAUGGCCUUGGACACACAAUGGGAGCCCUGUACUGGCAACUAAAUGACAUCUGGCAGGCACCUUCUUGGUCAUCAAUAGAAUAUGGAGGGAAGUGGAAAAUGCUUCAUUAUUAUGCAAAGAAUUUCUUUGCUCCUGUUUCUACAAGUGGAUUUGAAGACCGUGAUAUUUUAUACAUUUAUGGAGUGUCUGAUUUGUUGGAAGAUCAAAAUUUCAAGCUUGCAAUUAGAGUUUACAAAUGGGACUCAUUGCAGCCAGUUUGUGAAAGAAUAACUGAAGAAUUAAAGUUUAAUGCAAGAAGUUCAAGCCCGCUAUACAAGGAAUCCAUUCCUGAAUUGCUAUCCCGGUGUUCGAAUGCCACCAGACAAACCCAUCUGGUAGUCUUCCAUCUCUUACACCAAGGACAGCCGUAUGGUGUCCAGAACUGGCAUUUUUUAAGUUCACUGAAAGAGGCCAAAGAAUUGUUAAAACCAAAUAUUACAGUGUCAAUCACUCAGGAUAAAAAAGUAUACGUUUUCACUAUGGUGACUUCUAGUGUAGCUCCAUUUGUGUGGCUGGAUGUGUGGGAUAUACCUGGAAGAUUUAGUAAUAAUGGAUUUCUUCUGGUAGAAGAGAAGACAUCUGUUUGUUUUUACCCAUGGGUUUCAACCACCGUUGAAGAACUAGAGAAAGCAUUGCACGUGACCACAUUGCGAGAUAUUUAUUAAUGUAAGACAACUGUGAAAAUAAAAUAUUAUUGUCAUUAAA